Messenger RNA from Brassica oleracea var. oleracea, 795 nucleotides. RefSeq lists its product as uncharacterized. The record is from RefSeq and is a predicted model, not a curated record. The coding region runs from base 1 to 795 and encodes 264 amino acids. The transcript has a single exon. NCBI's taxonomy places the organism in Eukaryota, Viridiplantae, Streptophyta, Magnoliopsida, Brassicales, Brassicaceae.
AUGGGGCAUCUCAUUGAUGUCUAUGGGGAAAUAGGCACUAAGAAGCUUGGGAUCUGUCGCAAUGCCCGUGUUUGUGAUGUUGUGGUCGGAACAGAGUGGAGAUUCCGAAGCACUCGUGACCGCACUCUCCAGGCCAUCGUUUCACAGGUUAGGAGUUUUCCGGUCACUAUUACACCGGAUGAAGAAGAUGAAGUAAUGUGGAAGCAUGGUCAGGACGAUUUCAGGGAUAGUUUCUCAUCAAACAAAACUUGGAGUUUGAUCUGGCAUCGUGUGAUCUGGUUCCCAAGGAGAGUUCCCAGGUUUGCGUUUUUUGCUUGGCUAGCAAUAAAAGACAGGCUUUCUAAAGGGGCUCGUAUGCGUAAUUGGGGGCUGACGCAGCCUUGUUUAUUCUGUGGAGAACAUGUGGAGACUCGAGAUCAUCUAUAUUUUGCAUGUCCUUACACAUAUACAGUUUGGAUAGAAGUCGUUGGUAACCUGUUUGGAGAUGCACCUGACCCAGACUGGGAAACUACUUUGGAGAGAAUCACAACGCGAGCAACUGAUCUUUUAUCAGCCAUUCUCUUGCGUCUGGCCUUCCAAGUAGCUAUCUACUACUUCUGGAUUGAAAGGAACAAUAGAAGGCAUAACCACACAACGAAACCUGCAAGCCAACUUUGUAGAGAGAUUGACAAAACAAUCCGUAACAGGAUCUUUUCUACCAAGUAUUAUGAGUCUCAGAAGCUGUACUGUAUUAUGCAAUGUUCUUCACCCGGGGUGCGAUUAUCGAUUGAUUACUUUAGAUUAUAUUGCUAUUAG